Molecule: messenger RNA, 8686 nt
Organism: Sturnus vulgaris (Common starling)
Lineage: Eukaryota; Metazoa; Chordata; Aves; Passeriformes; Sturnidae
Source: RefSeq, a predicted model, not a curated record
AUAGUUCAGAGCAGGGCAGCAGAAUUGAAUUCUCACUUUGGGACUGGAGGGCUGAGCGUUCCUUCUUCAGAAGAACAGAGAGGAAAAUGGGUUUGUCUGUUGGGCCUGUAGCAACUGGGAGGAUUGCUCUGAGAUUGUUCUCCUUGUUUAGAACGAGUUAUUGGUGCUGUUUCUAAAUAACAAAUGAUUCCAUGGCUAGUCCUUGUGAAUGUAUUGUUCUUGUCCGAGCUGCUGAACAGAAAUACUUGUGCACUUCUGGUGUGCCAAGGAGCAGCUGCAGCCACCAGCAUUUCAGAGGGAAGGGUAUCCAAGGGCCAUUUCUGAAUGUGCUGGUACAAGAUUUUGCUGUAGUGUGUUGGUCUGAGAUCAGUGAAAUAUGCUUUUCAUUUGAUUCAUGCUGGAGAACAAACAGUCUGGAUAUUCUGAUGCCUCUUGAGGUUGAUCCAUUUUCUUUCAGUGAAGGGAAUGUUUUGCUUGUGGUUAACUUCUUCCUCUGCACCAGUGUGAAAUUUCAUUUUAAACCCAAAAGGCCUUUAUAGUUUCCACCAGACUUUAUAUAUAUUAUCAGGUGUUAGUUAAUCUGUUCUCUUGAACAGUUAGUGUUCCUCUGUCUGCAAGGGUUUGAGUAUCAAAAGUGAAAACCCAGGAACAAGAAGCAGCCAAGUGUAAAUGUCUGUAGAGCCAGGUGGGCUGUGACAGCUGCUGUUUCAAUGUGUCACAUUUGGGGUAAAUUGUUCCACAUUUGCAGUUGCUCUGUGAAGCUCCACGUGAGCCAUUUGCAAGCAUGGAAUGUUUUUUUACAUGGAAGGGAAAGAAGGAAGAUGUGCAGGAGCUGACUGACUCCAGGAAUGAAUCAAACACAAUCAUAGUGUUGAUGUUUAACCAGUGAGAUAAUUCUAGAUCAUGUUAAUUAUAUGAGGCGUGUACAGCACAGAAAACUUCCAUGGAGCUUGGAAGGGGCUUAAGCAGGUAAAGCACUGUGGUUUAUGUUCCCUUUACAGUGAAAUGUUUCUGAAAUGUUUGGGGAAAUCCAGGGGUCAAACAUCCCAUCCCCAUCAGGACCACAUGGAGAGAACUGGUCCCCAAGAAGGCAGGUUUGUGUUUUUCAGAAGAAAGAAGUUGCCCUUCUUGUUUUAUUUAUCACAUACACAAAAUCAGUUUAUGUGUAUUUGAUUUAAACGUAAACUUUCCUUUGAGGUUUAUACUGCAUUGUGUUUGUGAAAGAAUUUUCAAUAACUUCUCAUCCUAGUUUAAAACUAUUAAAAGCAGCUUUAGGUAAUCAAUACCUGCACUACGGCAGGAAAUCAGACCUAUUGGCAACUGUUGUUUUAUGUUUACUAGUUUGAACUCUGGCCUCUGAAAAUUCAUGUUCUAGUUUCUCUAAAGCUUUUCUGGUCUUAAAUACCUUCCCUGGGAGAUUUGCUUAUUCCUGCUCCCUUGUUGUUGACUCAACCUGACUUUUUUGCUUAAAAGAAACCUUUAUUAAUCUGUCAGGUUUAAGAGCUAUGAGAAAUGGUUUUCUGGGCCUAGAAAAUAAAAAUACAGGUUUCUACACAGAUGACAAUUUUUUAAAUGCUGUAUUUUUAGUAUUACAAACAUUUUUUUGAACUGUGUUGGAUAUUUGGUUUUGAGUGGGCAGAGCAGCAAUGUGGAGAGAGAGUGGGAGAGAUAGAUCCAUAGAUGUAUGGAAGAUGGUGGGGAUAGAUUGCAAAUAAUUUAAUCUGUGAUUAUGAAAACUACAAGUCAUUGCAUUUCUGUAGAGUUAGUGCCUUUCACAGUCUGGAUUUUAGAGGAACCUGGCCUUAGAGGAUUCAGAUGAAUUUUCUUCGUUACAAUCACGAAUCACUUGACUUUUGCUUUCAGAGACGAAAAUGACAGUUUUCCCCUUUAUUUCAGGAUACCUUUGAUCUGUCAUAUGUGGGAAGAACGCUAAGAGAACUGUCUAAAAAUGGGUGUUAAAACCUUCACUCAUAACUCCCCUGCUCACAGCCAGGAGAUGCUGGGGAAGCUGAACAUGCUGCGGAACGACGGCCACUUCUGCGACAUCACCAUCCGCGUCCAGGACAAGAUCUUCAGGGCACACAAGGUGGUUCUGGCAGCCUGCAGUGACUUUUUCCGCUCCAAACUGGUUGGCCAAGCAGAGGAGGAGAGCAAGAGCGUGUUAGACCUGCACCAUGUGACAGUGACAGGGUUCAUCCCUCUGCUGGAGUACGCCUACACGGCCACGCUGUCCAUCAACACCGAGAACAUCAUCGACGUGCUGGCUGCCGCCAGCUACAUGCAGAUGUUCAGCGUGGCCAGCACGUGCUCGGAAUUCAUGAAGUCCAGCAUUUUGUGGAAUACACCCAACAGCCAGCAGGAGAAGGUGCUGGAUGCAGGACAGGAGAACAGUGCAAACUGCAAUUUCACGUCCCGGGAUGGCAGCCUGUCUCCCGUGUCCUCCGAGUGCAGCGUGGUGGAGAGAACCAUUCCCGUGUGCCGGGAGUCUCGGAGGAAGCGCAAGAGUUACAUCGUCAUGUCUCCUGAGAGCCCCCUCAAGUGUAACACACAAACCAGCUCCCCACAAGUGCUCAACCCUUCAACCUCCUACCCUGAGCCCAGAAAUCAGCCCGUGGACUCGUCCUUAGCUUUUCCCUGGACUUUUCCUUUUGGAAUUGAUCGAAGACUUCAGUCAGAAAAGGUGAAGCAGGCGGAGAACUCUAGGACUUUGGAAAUGCCUGGGCCCUCCGAGUCUGCCAGGAGGAUGGCAGAGUAUGUGACUUGUGAGAGCACCAAAGGCAGCUCUCCCCUGGUGAUCGAGGAGGACGUGCGUGUCAAGGUGGAGCGGCUGAGUGACGAGGAGGUUCACGAGGAGGUGUCACAGCCUGUGAGCGCGUCCCAGAGCUCCCUGAGUGACCAGCAGACUGUCCCGGGGAGCGAGCAAGUGCAGGAGGAUCUCCUGAUCAGCCCCCAGUCCUCAUCUAUAGGCUCAAUAGAUGAGGGGGUUACAGAGGGAUUGCCCACACUCCAAAGCACCUCUGGCACUAACGCUCACGCAGACGACGAUGAUCGUCUGGAGAAUGUUCAGUAUCCCUACCAACUCUACAUUGCUCCUUCCACCAGCAGCACAGAGAGGCCCAGCCCAAACGGUCCCGACAGACCCUUUCAGUGUCCCACGUGCGGGGUGCGCUUCACUCGCAUUCAGAACCUAAAACAACACAUGCUUAUCCACUCAGGCAUUAAACCCUUUCAGUGUGACCGCUGUGGGAAAAAGUUCACCCGAGCUUACUCGCUCAAGAUGCAUCGCCUGAAGCACGAAGGUAAACGCUGUUUCCGGUGCCAGAUAUGUAGUGCCACUUUCACUUCCUUCGGGGAAUAUAAACACCACAUGCGGGUUUCCCGGCACAUUAUCCGCAAGCCUCGGAUUUACGAGUGCAAAACAUGCGGCGCCAUGUUCACCAACUCUGGAAAUUUAAUCGUUCACCUGAGGAGCUUGAACCAUGAAGCGUCAGAGCUAGCAAACUACUUCCAGAGCAGUGACUUCCUAGUACCGGACUACUUAAACCAGGAACAAGAGGAGACCCUCGGGCAGUAUGAGCUAGGGGAGCAUGGCUUUGAAAGCAACUCUUCUGUCCAAAUGCCUGUCAUUUCACAGGUGUCAUCAACUCAGAAUUGUGAAAGCACUUUCCCCUUGGGGUCUCUGGGUGGGUUGGCAGAGAAGGAAGAAGAUGUGCCAGAGCAGCCAAAGACUAAUGCCACUGCUGAGGCAGCCGCGGGUGACCCUCCGAAACCGGAGCUGUCAUCGAUUACUAUCGAAUAAUUCAUGGUUUGGUUUCAUUUUUGUUCUUUGGAAAGUGCCUGUGUUUGGUCCUGUACAUUUUAAUUUAAUUUUUUUAAACGAAAAGUGGGGAGAUUUUCCCCUUUUUACUUUGUAAGCUACGCUUUAAACUGAAAACUGCGACAGAUGUUACAUUAUUUUUCAUGACUGAAUGAUUGCGUCUGUGAAAAUAUUUAAGACUGAUUGCACAAAAAAAGAUCUUGUCAGAACAUCCUGGAAGCUGUGAUACACUUCUAAAGAAGAACAACUGAUCCAGAUCACUUUAACUAUUCCUUCUUCCACAGUUAGAGCAGCUCAUUAAGUUUCUCUUGCUUCUGCAGGCCCUCUGGUUAAGGGAAAGAAAUCAGAGGAAACCUUUCUUCAAAUGAUAAACAAAAGGAUGCAUUGGAAACCAUGAUUGAACAGUUUUGACUAGUUUUGAGUGGAUGCUUUAAUCUUCUGCAUAAAGAAGUGACACUUCCUAUAUGUGCCUGCUGUUUUUCAAAGCCCUCACUGUGCCCUGUGCUUGGGAAUGGUGAGUGGUUUUGAAAGGAACAGUCACACACUUCUUCAAAACACGCAUCCCUGUCCAGCCCAGAUGAAUGCCAGGUAUUCCUGCUUCUUCUGUUCCAGUCCUUUCAGAAACUGCUUGAUCAAAUAGCCUAAACACAUCUGCCCAGCUGAGGUUAGGCAUGGAAAGUCUAAAGGUGCACCAGGAAUUGGGAAUGAUGGAAAAGUGUUUAGCCAUGCAAGCCUGACAAAUAUCUCCUGACUGUAUCUGUCUGUAGAUGGGGAACCACAAAGGAAAAUGAAGGUUUUCCCAAACUGAAAUUUUUAACCCAUGGCCAGAUUAUUUGCAGUUCUGAUCACUGCCCCCUCACAUACACACUGUGAUUUUACUAAUCAGAGAGUGAGCUAGAGGGAAUUUACAGAUUGGAAAAAAUAAGCUCUUUUAUGCAUUAUUGCAUAUUUUUUUCGUUUAUACAUAGGUAUGUAUAGUUUCAGAGAUUUUUAUUAGCCUGUUUUAGACAAAACAAGCAAUUUAUUCUCUCGAAGGACAACUUUCUAACCAACAGGGGGUUGUUUACAAGAAGCUAUAGAGCAAUGAUGAAUUGUUCCUGUUUCAAAACACUUUAAAUCCUUGCCAACUCGGUUUAUUAAAGGCCAUUACUCCAGCUACACACACAGCUCAAGCAAGCAAUAAACCGAAAUACUUGCAAUUUCAUUUUUCCAUAUUUAGAAAAAGCUACAAAUGGAGGGUGUGGGAUUUUCAGGGCAGUGAGUCUUGUUUGGUCGAGGCUGUUUGGGCUCAAGUGCUGCUUUGAAACCUAAAUUAGGAAGUACAUUAGGAGAGUUGUGAUUUUUCUUACAGCUUCUGAAGUUAACUCAGUGUUUGAUGCCAAAUGCCCACGGCCUACAGAUGAUGUGCUGAGUGAGUAGGUAUUGCUUGAUCUCAGUAUUCCAAAGGCAUGAUACACUCCCUUAGUUCUGAGUCUUGUUUUUUUGUAAAUUGUUAUUUUCUGGCCAGAUUUGCGUUAUGCAAACAUGAGGAGAAAAUGAAACCAAUAGAGAAAGGUUGCUCCUGAAGAAACAGAAGACACAAAAGUUGUAUUAUAUUGCACAUCAAUUUGUAUUCAGUCAGCCUAGGCAACUCUGAUACUCUCUGGGACUGAGUUCUUUCUAUUAAUAGCCAGCUUUUGUAAGGAAAAAAGUUUAUUGACCUUUGGAAAGUGUUUAAAGGGUUUCAGUGGCUUCAACAAUUUUUCUCUUUUUAGGUAAAACCCACAUAUUUUAGUUAAAUAGAGUGAAAACAGUUGGGAUUUAAAUACUUUCCAAGUUGCUGGAAUGAGGUUUCUCCAGCAGAUCCAAAGGGUGGUUUAGAAACAUGCUGCAAAGUUCUGUGCUGCAAUUCAGUCUUGAUUAUAUCUACCUUUGUGAUGUUUCUGAAAAGGGCUUGAAGGAGAAAUGCUUUUUCUGGGCUGCUGUACUGUGAAAUAGCCCAGUGCCUGUUGAUGAGCUGAAUUUAGAGACCAUUCCUCUUCCACUUCUGAUUUCUCUGAGAAGCCAGUGAGACAAGACAAUGCCUUUGGCUGAGCUUUAUUCUGAACUAGAGGGCUACAACACUGAACUCAAAUACAGCACUUUCUCUUUUUCCUGAUGUAUUAUGCAGCUAAAUGAGAGUCCUUUGUGAUUUGUGUUCUGAAAAGUGCUUCACCCAAACCACAUUUCCUGACUGCAGAGAUGUAAUAAUCAAAGGUGGUCAGGUAGGAGGUGGAGGACAUAAUCUGAUCAUUAGAAUCUGAUCAUUUUCAUCCCUGAAGUAUUUUGCUAAAUUGGUGAGAAGGUACAAAUACACCAUAGACAUAUCUGGGUAUUGGAUUUUUAAAAUUUUGAGUCAGAAGGCAAAUUGCUUUCAGAAUACCAAAGAGAAGGGGGAAAGUUGCAAAGACUUCAUAGCUCUGAUCUGUUCUUCCUUGAAAAGAAAUAAAGAUCAUUAACACCGAGGUACAAGACAAGGCCUGGGGUUCAUUAUUCAUUGCACUGUGUGUUCCACAUUAUCUUUUCAACCUCCUAAUCUCUGGGUAACAUCUUAAUUUAGUUCUCACUUUUCAGUCUGGUUCAAAUGGAGGAACAAUAGAGUUCGUGGAGGAUUUUGUUUGGUUGGUUUAGAAUUGGGUUUACUUGUUAAUCUUCCUGUCUGUAAUUGUUUCUUGUUAAUAUCUCUUUUCUCCAUAGAAAUGAUUACAGUUUAAAUGCAAACACUGUUUUAUUUCUCCUCUCUAACUUGUUGGAAGUGUUCAGUUCUUUGAAAUGCUGGUGUUCUUCACAAGAGAGAUGCAAAAACAUCUUAAAACAAUUUAUGUUGCUAAUGAGCUUGGAUUCCAAACAGAGCAAGAGAGAUAACUAAAUAAAAUAGAAAAAACUUGCCUUAAACUUGGGAUUAAACCUAAAACAUAAUUUUUUUUCAGUACAUUAUCAGAGAGUUUUGAAUUCUGGGAUGCAUUUUCUUCUUUGUUUUUUUUUUCCCUGUCCCCCCAAAAAUCCAUUAUUUAGUAUGCAUUUAAAUGUCUGCUUGACAAGGGUUGAUGUGGUUCAGCCACGAGUGGUGUUUCCACAGCUGGAGUUCAGUUGUCAGGCUCGCAGAGACCACGGCCAGUCUCUCAUACUGAGAGAUCAGUAGACUCUUGAAAAUGGUUCUGGGUUCACAUGGAUUCUGAGUCUAAAAGGUGUGAAUUUAAACUUUUUAAAAAAGUAAUAGCUGCCAAUGCAGUCAAAUAUAUUUUGUAAGACUAUGAUCCCUAUAUGUCCCCUGCGGGAUGAAGUUUUAUUGUUUUUAAGCUAUGGUUUAAGGGUUUUAUAUGAGGGCUUCAGGCGCCUCUUGGCUCCACCCUGCAGCCCAGGGUGUGGGAGCACCGAGGGGAGUGCUGGUCUCUCUCAGAGACAAAGCAGGAAGCAUUUUAUAUGCAAAUCCACUGGGAGCUUUGUGCACCCUGCAGGGAUGAGAGAAUUCAGAUGGAGGAGCACCUGCUGCUCCUGCAUCCAUUGCAACUUCCACACCAUCACAAAAUGGAAAACUGCUGAUUUUCAUUCAGGCCGGUUCUGUUCGAGUUUUGCUCACAAGGUGAAAUUCUGUUUUGGAGGGUUCUCAUCUCCAACUGUAGACAUAAUAAAUCCCAUAGCAUCGUGAUGGCAGGUAAGAGGGUUCAAGGCCAGACAGGACCUCAGCCACAUCAGAGGUACCUGGUAAAUAGAGUAGGUUUCAAGUAUUUGAGGAAAUGUACCAUAAAAGAAAUAAAUGUGAAUUUUUUUUUAGUGCAACAGUACUUCCUGCUCCGGGUUUUUGUUCACUCUGUGUGCUAGCGCAGUAACUCCGUGUCCCACAGGUCUCAGCUACAAAUCUGGUUGCACUAAAAAAAAGAAAAAAUUAAAAAAGUGGAAUCUGGUGCUGCCAGCUUGUGUGGCAACUGUACCUACAGUCUUCCUGAGGGUUGCUGAAGUCCCCAGAGGAGUGAUUUUGUUUCACCAUUCAUUUAGCUGAUGCAUGCUUUUGAUAUUCUGACCUGUAAGCCUGGCUACACCGAGUCCUUGGACAGCUUCCCUGCUCUGCUCCUGCAGUGCCUUCACUCGAGGUGCUGCCCCAUGGUGAAACCCCAAAGAGGGAAAAGCGGAAGCUGGAGGGGAAAAAAAAAAAAAUGUGAAUUAAAUUAUUGUUGGGCUUCUUUGUGCAUUUUUAGUAACAGUGAAACCCCCUUAACUGUGCCAGUCUCCAGUCACCAGCCGUAUAUCCAGUCAUCAUCUCAUCCACAGUACAGCUUCUCUUGUUGAUGCUGGCCACAGCUAGAUUCCUUGGCAUGUUUAUUGACCUAACAGAAUUGGUUUUGGGUUUUGGUUUUGUUUUUUAAUGUAUACGAUGUUUAAAUACACUUCACAUUUUAUAUAAUACUAUCUGGCUAUUAGUAUUUUUCAGGAACCAUAGUUCUUGGUGGCUAUAUAUAUUUUUGUGACUUUUUUUGUAAACUAAGUGCCGUUUCAACGUUACAAUCAUUUUUAGAGUUAUUGUAAUCAAUGUGAAUAUCAUGUUUUUUCAAAUCUGUUCUGAGCCUGUAGUGUUUGCUUUGUGAUCAUACGUGUAAUGUAUAUAUUCUGUAUAGUUACAUUGUAUUGAAAUACUAGCUUGUUUGAUAUAAGAAAAGUAUGUAUUGGGUACCUUUUUGCUAGCCUGGUUGUUUAAUCUUUAAAAAAAAGUUCCAAAAUACAAAAAAAAAAAAAUCUCCAAACUGGUCCCAUUAUAGGUCAAAAUUAAGGGGGGAGAAAAACUAGUUUUGAGUGUCUUUGGAUAGAAACAUGAAGCUAAGAUUUUUCAUUAAAAUAUUAAUGUUUUAUGGAGUA